Molecule: messenger RNA, 1686 nt
Organism: Seriola aureovittata
Lineage: Eukaryota; Metazoa; Chordata; Actinopteri; Carangiformes; Carangidae
Gene: pold3
Product: polymerase (DNA-directed), delta 3, accessory subunit
Exons: 12
Coding region: 87-1421 (444 amino acids)
Biological process (GO): DNA synthesis involved in UV-damage excision repair; DNA replication; nucleotide-excision repair, DNA gap filling
Cellular component (GO): delta DNA polymerase complex; nucleus
Molecular function (GO): DNA-directed DNA polymerase activity
Source: RefSeq, a predicted model, not a curated record
ACAUUUCACCGGAAGUAAAUAAAGUGCAUUCCCGCGCAGUUGAAUCGGUUGAACAAGACCCCCACAUUCACGGGUAAUCUAACAAGAUGGAUGAGCUUUAUUUGGAUAAUAUUGACGAAUUUGUCAAUGACCACGACAAGAUAGUGACCUAUAAAUGGCUGAGUCUAACUCUUGGAGUCCAUGUCAACACAGCAAAACAAAUGCUCUACCAUUACCUGGAUCACAAGAGGAAGGAAAGUGCAGCUCAGCUCCAUGCCACCUAUCUUGUGUCGGGGAAGUUUGUGGACAAUGGCCAAACAAGCCACAAGGUGUCAGUUGUCAGAGAGGACCAACUGGAAGAUUUCAAAGCUAAAAUGAGCUUGAUAGUCAGUGUUCACAUCUACAGUGUCCAGAAAGCUUUACUGAAAGACAGCGGCCCCCUCUACAGCGUUGACUACGAUGCUGUGAAAGACAAUCUUAAGAACUGCAGCAAAUACAGUGCGAUACGCUGUAACAGUGCCGUGCCCAUGUCGUCUCUGGAGCUGCUGCAGUCGAGAGAAAUGCAACAGGCUCCCGCACCUGAGCCUGUAGUAAAAAAAACUGCCAUGAAUGGAGAGGCUAAUGCGGCUUCCAAACCAUCCACCAAGCCGCAAAAAGGCAUCAUGGGAAUGUUUGCAAAUAAAGCUGCUCCUAAGAACCAGGACGGCGGCAAAGAAGUUAAAUCGGAACAGAAGGAAGAUGCACCUGUGGUUGAUGCCCCUAAAAGCAAACCAGCUGCCAAAGCCAAUCCAAUGUUGAACUUCUUUGGGAGUCAAACAGCAAAGAAACCUGACAAAACUGUGAAGGAGGAAGAAGCAGCUCAGUCAUCCUGCACAGCAGAGCAGCAACAUCAGAGUUCACAACCUGAAGAAAAACAAGACACUGCUGCAAAGGAAUCGCCAAAAGACAUUAAGAAAGAUUGCAGGAGCAAAACCAAGCGAAUGGAAGAUUCUGACAGUGAGGAGGAAAAAAUGGAGAAGAAAAAGAGGCGAAGGAUUAAGAAACCUGAACCAGACAGCAGCGACGAAGAUGUCAUUCCAGAUUCUCCACAGCAGAAGGAAACAAGAGAAGCAUCACCAAGUCCUAAAAAGGAAGUUGAGUCUGUUUCACAUUCACAUCAGGAUUCCUCUGAAACGAAGACGAGGAAAAGGAGGCGGGUCCUAAAAUCUCGUACCUUUGUGGACGAUGAGGGAUGCAUUGUGACAGAAAAAGGCUAUGAGAGUGAAUCGUACUCUGAGGGAGAAGAUGAUUUUCAGGCCACCAAACAGGUUCUAAAGAAUCCCGUCCCAAAAUUACCAGCAAGAAACAAAGAAGACGAGAAGAAAAGUCAAAAGAAAACAUCUGCGAACGCAAAUAAAGGAACUAAACAAGCUUCCAUUAUGGGAUUUUUCCAAAAGAAAUAAUAGACACUAUCAGACACUUGGAUCGGCACUGAGGAACAACAAGCACUGUAACAGACUUUCUGUUGAUGAUCAUAACUGACUCUUGGCUGAAAUGUAUCAUAUGGACAGUUUAAGGGAAACAAAUUACUUUUCAAAAGUACUUCAACACAUGGACAUGUCCAGUUCAGGAUGACAAACAUUUUAAUUUUCUAAUGUAACUACCGGUUUAAAAUGUGAAUACGAGACCUACUUAAUAAACAUUGUUGGAAACUGAAACUAAACAAAA